This is a messenger RNA of Talaromyces proteolyticus, 1587 nucleotides long. RefSeq lists its product as uncharacterized. Lineage: Eukaryota; Fungi; Ascomycota; Eurotiomycetes; Eurotiales; Trichocomaceae. Bases 1 to 1587 code for a protein of 528 amino acids. The transcript has a single exon. The record is from RefSeq and is a predicted model, not a curated record.
AUGUCUAUUAUCAUUCCACAAGAUGAGGCUGUCUAUCACUCCGAAAGCUUGAAACCAAGAGGCCUUCUCAAACGCAUUUCCCCGGCUGAAUUUCGGAAAAAUCGUCUUUCGCCUUAUUUCUGGGGUCAAAGGGCUGAAAAGAAAUCUCCCACUUUCUCUUUAGAAACUGGAUACAGGGAAGCACGUGAAAUUAUCGGGAAUGGCACAACUCGGAGCAUACAGACUAUAUUAGAGCGCGGUCAGGAAGUCCUCAAUUUGGUAUUUGAUAGUCUCGACAACUCUACUGUCAACUCAAAAAUAACAGUGGUGCCAUUGCGCCUUUCCGACGAAUUGCAGCAAUGGCGUGAUGAUCAACUCAAACUCGGCCGCAUACUACCGCAUAAGGGAGAUGGACUCCUUCGUACAUCUCAAGAAGCCAUUGAAUUAUUGGGUGCACAAGACUGGGCUGAACCGCUUCUCACCAACGGCGCUCUGUAUGGCUCAGGGUUUGCUAAUUUUUUUAUUGGAGCCUAUGACGCUGAGACGCUGUAUUCGAACUACGCAGUUGACGUUGGAUUUUUUUACGAGCAUGGGUACCAUAAAAUCUUUCCCGAAUUCGAAAUGCUUGUGAGAGAAGCUCUUGAAGACCCUCACGCUAGGGGAACUUUGGGGGGCAAAGAACGUAGAGAUGUGGCAGGCAUGGGCCUCCAAUAUAUCAAGAACAAAGUCAUGCUGGAAGAAAAAUACAAGGCGCAACUAACGAAUAUGACCGCAAGACUAAACCGACGCGAUGGUUAUCUGGUGUACUUUUGUGACAGCAGCAUCUUAGGAAUGGCUGGUGAGGCACUAGCACGCGGCUAUGACAAAGCAGGGGUCAUGAAUGAUUUUGCAUUCAGUAACCCUGGCACCGACAUCGUUGAUGUGGGCUCAGAUAUCUACAAUUCUGAGCUAUUUAACUCCAUUUUAAACACUGCUGACAUCACAAAAACUGGAAUUAUCACAGAAGACAGCUUAAGGUGUGUGUAUGACGCAUACUCGCAUGCUGGAGCGAAGAUGUUUAAUCAGCGUUGGUCAGAGCCUGGAGCACGUAUGGUGACUGCAUUGUACUCAUGGCAUAUCCAAGACAGCAGACAUGAGUUUUUAAGGCGUGCGUUAUUGGGCUAUCCAAUGCGGCGGAAAUAUUUGUCUGAACAGCAAGAGGCAGACUGGUGUGAGGCGUUUGAUUCUUCGUUCCACACUACAGGUUUUAGUAGGCCGAUGAAAGACGCUUGCAACGGUGCGGACCCAUGUGAUCAAGUGAAGCUACACCUUGAUCAGUGGGGUGGUAGUACUCUUCUUGCCGACUUGUGGUGGUUAUUGUCGACUAGGACUGUGGAAUAUGCUAGCAAAGGUGUCGUGUCUAGCGAUGAAGAAAAGAAGCAUGCAGAGGAGCUGAGACUUGCUAUGGCUAGAGCCUAUUCUCUUGGGCUAGUGGAUGAGAUGACAUGGCUAGUUGCUCACGCAAAUCACCAUGCGUGGCAGGUGAAUUACCUAUAUGAAGCAGCGAUGUUCGGAAGUUUGCUGGAUGAUGGUGGCUUGAAAGGCAAGCUUGACCGGUCAAAUAUUUAA